AGCAAGCGUAGAUGCAUUUUCUCAUCACGCAUGACACCUGUUGCCUUUUAUAUAUAUUUAAAUAUUUUAAAUAUUUAUUAAAUUAUAAAUUAAACUGCCCAGUAACAAAUUUUCGUAAUAAAGUUUAUGAAUAAUUAAUAAUAAUAAAAUUUAAAUUAAACUAAAUAAUGGCGGGAUCGUUAGAAAUAAAAUUUUUACUAUCGAGACAUAAAGCCUCUUUAUUACGGGAAUUAAAUACAACGGAUUUGCUAAGUGUACUAGUUAAACGAGGAGUUAUUAAUGACGUUGACAAGGAUGCAGUUGCUGGUAAUCCUGAGCAAUCAAUUAACGCAGAUAUCGAUUUAUUUAUCGAUAUUAUCGGAGCAAAAGGUUUCGAUGCCUUUAGAGAAUUUUGUUUUGCUUUGGAAGCUGAGUGCCCUAAUGUUUUGACUGAUCUAUUAGUUGACCAACACAGCGUCACUGGGAAUUAUCAAACAAAUGAAAACAAAGAGGAACCAAAGGAGUCAGAGGAGCAGAAAAAUGAUGAGGAUGUUAAGGAAAACAGAGAAAAUUCUCUGGUGAUAACAAUCGAGGACGAGGAUGACCAAGAAGAUACCAAAAAUGUUGAUAUUAUUUACAACGACGAGUCAAGUACUAAAGACUGCGAGGGGAUCGGAGAACCUGAGAGGUGGAGUGGGUUUCAGGAGGAGGUCCUUGAUGAACCUGUUGAUGAGCCGGUCGGUGACAGAGGAUGGGAAGUGCAUCACGUAACAGUGACCCGAGUGCCAGGAUAUGGAUUUGGGAUCGCAGUCUCCGGAGGAAGAGACAACCCGCAUUUUACUAAUGGCGACCCCGCGAUCGCGAUCUCGGACGUUUUGAAAGCGGGCCCAGCAGAGGGAAAAUUGCAAGUUAACGACCGAAUAAUUUCAGCCAAUGGUGUGUCACUAGAAGGUGCAGACUAUGGAGCAGCUGUUCGAGUUCUUCGUGACUCAGGAUCGACAGUUCUGCUGGUGGUUAAGCGACGAUCUGUGAUACCGCAGGUUCAGCCAGCGCAGCCUCAGACUCACAGGCUGACUCUGACUCGUAACAACAAAAAAGAUGACUUUGGUCUGGUUUUGGGCUGCAGACUUUACGUCAAAGAAGUCACUAGAGAAACUGGAGCUAAACCUGGCGACCUGGUGACCAGAAUUGGCGGGAUUCCUGCAGACAACAUGAGUCUGAAGGAGGCUAAAAAAAUAAUGGACUCGUGCAAGGAUCGGCUGUCAAUUGUCGUAACCCGUGAGCCCGGUGCUUCGACUUCUGCCGCUGCUUCGAACUACUCAACUGCCAAAGAAGCUGGUGAAUAUUUAUCGGGGGCAAGUUACAGCAGUCAGAAUCUUUACGUUCCGCCACCAACUCGUCAAACGGAUGACAAAAGUAAUCUAGCGCCUAGAGGUGCCGGUGGGAGGUCCAGAGGUCCUCUGAUGGAUGUUUCGUUGAGUCAAUUAGAUUUACCGGCUACUCCUACAGUAGAUCCACCGAGGCCGCCACCCCCACGACCUGAAGACUAUUAUUCAUCGCGGCGUCAACUCUACGAAGAAGAGGCUCGUUCUAAGCAGCCAGUACCCGACCCGCGGUUUAUAACUUUUCAAAAAGAAGGAUCCGUGGGCGUGCGUCUGACCGGAGGCAACGAGACCGGAGUCUUUGUGACCGCAGUUCAACCUGGAUCACCAGCUUCACUGCAAGGUCUUCAGCCAGGUGACAAAAUACUGAAAGUCAACGACAUGGACAUGAAAGGUGUCACUCGAGAGGAAGCAGUUCUUUUUUUGCUGAGUCUCCAGGAGCAGAUCGACCUGAUCGUCCAACAUCGUCGCCAAGAGUACGACCAAAUAGUGGCCUCAGGUCGCGGGGAUUCGUUUCACAUCAAAACGCAUUUUCAUUACGAGCAACCUGACAAGGGUGAGAUGAGUUUCCGCAGCGGGGACGUCUUCCACGUGAUCGAUACUCUCCAUAAUGGAGUAGUCGGUGCCUGGCAAGUCUUCAGGAUCGGGCGCAAUAAUCAGGAAGUACAGAAAGGAAUUAUUCCUAACAAAGCCCGGGCUGAGGAACUCGCAACCGCGCAAUUCAACGCGACCAAAAAAGAGCUCAGCACCAGCAGCGAGAGCCGCGGAAGCUUCUUCAGGCGAAGACGCGGCAGCCAUAGAAGAUCCAAGUCCUUGGGUCGCGAUCACUGGGACGACGUCGUCUUCGCGGACAGCAUAAGCAAAUUUCCCGCGUACGAGCGAGUCGUUCUGAGACACCCGGGGUUCAUCAGGCCGGUGGUACUUUUUGGACCGGUCGCGGACCUCGCGAGGGAAAAAUUACUCAAAGAUUUUCCGGACAAAUUCACGUCCCCGCAGAUGGAGAGUCAGCUGGACGACUCGACCAGUGGAAAGGGAGGAAAAACUAAUGGGAUUAUCAGAUUAAGUGCGAUCAGAGAAGUCAUGGAGCGAGGAAAACAUGCGCUGCUUGACAUUACGCCCAAUGCAGUUGACAGAUUGAAUUACGCGCAGUUCUAUCCGAUUGUUAUUUUUUUGAAGGCGGAAAACAAACAAGUUAUCAAAGAAAUGAGAGCAGGGAUUCCCAAGUCAGCGCAUAAAAGUUCAAAAAAAUUAUUAGAGCAGUGUCAGAAAUUAGACAAAAUUUGGGGCCACAUUUUUAGCGCCGUCAUAACGCUGACGACUCCAGAAGCCUGGUAUAGAAAAUUACGGGAGUUGAUUGACCGUCAACAACAAGGUCCUCUAUGGAUGAGUCAAACCAAGCCGGAAGAAGCACUCUCAGACGAUUUCCUAUUCCCGAUGACAUCUCGCCUCUCCUACGCUUCCUCUCCGGAAAGUGAUUUGGAAUUAAAUACAAAUGUUCCGAUGUUGUCUGGUCCACUCGGUCCACCGACACGUCUUAAGAGUAGUUCUGAUCCAAGUAUUGCUACUCAAGACGACACCGCUGCGCCCCCGCCGUAUACUAGCAGUUACCAGGCAUUCGAGCAACACAAACGUACGGUUCCCGAUACCAAGUACGGAUUCUCUACUUCAUCUGACCAGCCAAGCUUGCCAUCUUAUACACCAGGAGUACCCUCAGCACGUUCACCUCAUCACGGACCGCCAGAUCUGCCGCCACGAGUCGACAGAAAUGCAAAACCUGUCGGCCGCGGAACUCUUGGUCGCACAGCAGUCGACCGUCUCGCCAACAAAACUGACUCAGUACUCGACAUGCGUAAUUAUAUUAACGCUACUCCACAUCGUGCCAACACAACUUCUUCUCUAGAACGUUCUCAGCCCAAACCAGUUGCCGGUAGUUAUGACAGUAUGUCAUCAUAUGACUCAUACAAUACCAACGGUAACCAAGUUUAUAAUGUAGGGGGUAAUUUGAACACGUCAACUGGUCGAUUAGGUCCCAAUGUCCCGGACGAUUUAAAAACCGGUAACAUUCCGCAAAGAGCACAUGAUCCUUAUCGAUUUACUCGCUCGACUGCUCAACCAAUACCAGCUAAUCAAGAAAAUCGCGGUGAUUACGCUAAGUACAGUCGACCGGAACAUAAAGUGAUACCAACUACACCUUCGAAAUCUGGUAACAAUAAUAACACUGGUACAUAUAAACCGGUACCGCCGCCAAAACCGAAAAAUUAUCGGCCUCCAGUUCAAAAUUCCGUUCAAGAUGAUAAUAAUCCUGCUAAUUUAUAUCAACAUGCUAAAAAUUACUCACUGACACCCUCGCACGUUCAUAAUGGCAUUGAAAACACAAAUCACCGUAAUAGCGGUCAGUACUAUUACAACAUACCCCCUCCCAAUCGCGGGCAAGAUGGUAAUUUUUUAAUAAACACCAACAAUCACAAUCACUCUCACAGUUUGAGUCACUCGCACUCGCACUCAAAUCCACCGGUUGCCAGCCACGCGCACAGUAACAGCGCGGGCCAGCUGACUCUUAAUCACGGCCACAGUAGAUCUAAUAUUAACAACAACAAUAACGCCGCUAAUGUCAACGGCCAUGGCAACCACUCGGCCCACAAUGGCGGCGGGCAUAACCGCGAGCCCAGCGGUUUAGACCUCGCGGGCAGUCGGGAGCAACGAGGUAGCGCUUUUGAACUCUAUCGUAAGCCUCCGAUUCAUCAUAACGUCAGGACAUCUGGAAUUACAAAGGGAUUAUUUAAUAACGAGGGAGGUAUUUUACGUGGACCAGGAGAUGUUGUAAUGACAAUACCUCCUGGUGCCAUUUCAUCUAGUAAUCAUCAAGAAAUUUAUUUUGCCGUUGUACCGCCUAUUAAUACUAUUAAUACUAAUAAUAAUAAUAAUAUUAAUAACAAUGAUAUUUAUUAUGAUUACGAUAAUAUUGACACUGACAUUGACAUAAAUAUAAAACAACGUGGAUCUAUUUCACCGCCGGUUAAUAAGGGUGAGUCAUUAAUGAGUCCAUUAAUUGAAUGUGGACCACGUGGGAUUAAAUUUAAUAAACCAAUAGAAUUACGUAUUCCUCAUAAUGGAACUCCGCAACAUAAAUUAAUAUUAAAGACGGCAAAUAAUGAAGAUUUGGAUAACAGUUGGUCGGAUAUUAAAAUACCAGAGGCUUGUGGUGAAUAUAUUUAUGUUAAAUUAGAUCACUUUUAAUUAAUUCCUCAUUUUUUACUUUUAUUUUUUAUUUUUUUUAUUAAUGAGUUCGAUAAGUGGAAAGACAAUCAAAUUGCGAAAAAAAUGAGUACCCACAAGACUAUAAUUUGAAAUAGUGAUUAAUUGGUCUUUUAAUGGUUAAUUUGAUUAAUUGAUAAUUUAUAUUUUGUAGUGGAGUUAAAUAUAGUGAUGUGGGUACUCAUUUUACUUGCCGUCGCAUGCUUUAAGUUAGGAAAUUAUUAAUUUUGAAAAAAACAAAUUUUUAAUUUUUGAUCAUUCAAAAAAAAAUUUUUAUGGAAAAAUGAAUACUGUAGUGGGACAGUUGACAAUAUUCCGAGUACAAUGAGUACCCACAAGCCUAUUUUUUAAAAUAUCAAUAAUUUGGUAAUUAAACAAUUAAUUAAAUUGUUAAUAACAAUUGCAAUUUUUAACCAGCACAGAAUAUUAUGAUGUGGGUACUCAUUUUACUCGUCGUCGCCUGCUCUAUCUAAGAAAGUUAUUGUUUUGAAAAAAAAAAAAGUUUUCGAAUUUUCAUUGAUACAAAAAAAAUUUUAUCAAAAAAUGAAUAGUGCAGUUGAAUGGUAGACUUAAUUCCGAGUAAAAUGAGUACCAACAAGCCUACUUUUAAAAUUAUCAAUAAUUUGGUAAUUAAACAAUUAAUUAAAUUGUUAAUAACAAUUGCAAUUUUUAACCAGCUCAGAAUAUUAUGAUGUGGGUACUCAUUUUACUCGUCGUCGCAUGCUCUAUCUAAGCGAAUAAUUGAUUUAAAAAAAAAAUUGUUUUGAAUUUUUAUUGAUACAAAAAAAAUUUUAUCAAAAAAUGAAUAGUGCAGUUGAAUAGUAGACUUAAUUCUGAGUAAAAUGAGUACCAACAACCCCAAGUUUCAUACUCUUAUGAAUUCGGUAAUUAAUAAUUAAUUACAUGCGUAAUUAAAAUAUAUGUUUUCAAGUGACUCAAAAUAUAUCGAUGUGGGUACUCGUUUUACUCGUCAUCGCAUGCUCUGCAACAUAGGACAUAAAAUUUAAAAAAAAAUUGAAUUUUAAUAAAAUUAAUUAGGCAUAAUUAAUAAAAUGUGAUGGUGCCAUGGUACCGUAUAAAAAGUAUACUAAAAAUACAUAAUUAUUAAAAGUAUUUAUUCUCUGUGAGAGUAAAUAAAUAUCUAAAUAAUAAAUAUAAUAAUUAUACAUAUUUAAUAAAUAUAUAUUAAUGUAUAUAUUAUAAUCAAUAUUAAUAAUAAAUAAUAAAAAUGCAUUUAUCUGGUACAAGGAGAGCAAGGCUGAAAUACCAAAUGAUCUGACUAAUCAAUAUUUAAAAAUUGAUUAAUUAAUAAUAAUAAUGAAUUUUUUAAACAAAUAAAAUUAAAAAAAAUUUUUUUUUAAUGCAUUUUUAAACAUUCAAAGAAUACUUGCUCGCACAUAAUUAUUAAUUACAAUAAUUGCAUAAUAAUCUCAUUAAUAUUAAUUAU
This is a messenger RNA of Microplitis mediator, 6063 nucleotides long. It is a transcript of the gene pyd, whose product is annotated as tight junction protein ZO-1. Gene Ontology annotation, biological process: cell-cell adhesion; protein localization to cell-cell junction; regulation of apoptotic process. The transcript has 13 exons. Bases 168 to 4598 code for a protein of 1476 amino acids. Gene Ontology annotation, cellular component: plasma membrane; bicellular tight junction. Lineage: Eukaryota; Metazoa; Arthropoda; Insecta; Hymenoptera; Braconidae. Gene Ontology annotation, molecular function: cell adhesion molecule binding. The record is from RefSeq and is a predicted model, not a curated record.